GCCGCCCCUGGGCUUGGGCCCUGUCGCCCCCGGCCGGCCCGGCCCCGCCCCCUCGGCUGCCGGGCCACGCCCAGACCACGCCUUGGCGGUCGCUUCCCGUCGCGGUUGCCGUCGCCCACUGUUCCCUGCCGUCGCCGUUUCGCUCGGUCGCUGAGGUGCAUCCCCCAUCUCCGUACUGACUGGUGUCUCCAAUGGAGGACUACCGCCGCCUCUCCGACCAGGAGCUAGUACGCAUGCUCAAGCUUUAUAACAUUCCCCACGGGCCCAUCGUGGGUUCAACCCGAAAACUGUAUGAAAAAAAGAUAUAUGAAUACGAAAGUCAGAGAACCAAGUUUUCCCCUGCGACUGUCAGCUCUUACCAAUAUCCAGAUGAUUUUGAGGGUACAGCUUAUGGUUCCAGAAAGGAUGAAGAUGAAGACGUGGAACACGUUGACUAUGACAAUUACUAUGAAGAGAGUUACUCAACUACCAAGACUUAUGGGGAAACUGAGAGUGCAGCUAUCCCAGUAGCCAAGGCCAAGACCAGCUUCCAAGAGCCCAUGCCCUCCACAAGCUACAGCAGUGACAGUGCCAAGGCACCUACCUACCGCCUGCGCCAGCGGAUAAGAGAGAAUAUUCUCUACCCCUUAGCCCAGGAAGAGAACAUGGACCGUGACUCAGCCUACUUCAACCGGGACAACAAUACCUACCAGCGUGUUUCUCACUACAAAUUCAUCACUGACUCAAGCUCUGACUCGACCUUCUCUUCCAGCCCAGUGGUUUCUUCUGCUUGUUCCUCAUCCACCCCAGUUUCCUCAACCUCCCCAAGCUUCCGCUCGUACUCCCUCCCUCUGGAGGUGGAAGCCCGCCAGGCUAUUAGACCUGACCAAGGCCUUGAGGCUAAGCUCGGAAAGAAUGGCAGAGUGGUGCCCCUUUGGGUCCAGUUCCUUCUCUUCCUUGGUUUUGCUCUUUUUCUGGCCUUUUUCUACUAUUUCAUGCAGGCAGAUGAUGACAACCCCUUCCGUCUCCAGCCCUGAAGGCCCCUUCUGGGCCCUGGGAGGAGGCAGAGUCCUGGUCCCAUUUUGACCUCUGCCUCUUAACCUUGCUUUCUAGCCUCCCUUCUGGAGUGAUUUGGGGGGUGCAGGGAUAUCUUCCUGUUCUUAUUUGCCGUAGGCCCUGUUGUGAGUGCCUCUGUGGCCCAUUUGGUUUCUCCAGGUCCUACCCAUAGUGCCUUGUUUGGUUGGAAAAGAGUGUUCAUGUUUGUUUAAAUGUUUCUGGAAAAGGAGUUGCCCUGGCUCCAGCACAAGAUAGGUCCCCCUUGCCCCUGCCCCCAUCACAUUUGGGCAGACACUUUGGGGGUGUCUUCUAGGAAUCCUUUCCUUGAAGAAAGCUGUGCUCCAGUCUCCAGCCUAGACUUCCCUUUGGAACUCACUCCUGAGGUUGGGGGAGUGGUAUCCAAACACCAUAGUGUUCUCAAGGGCCCCACUCUUUGGCACCUUACCUCACCUGAUGCCUCUGUAGAGCUUCUCCCACCCCAGCAAUGCCGUGGCAUUUUUGCCCUCUAUCCAAGGGCAAGACAACUGACCCUUCCUCCCCUGGGGCCUCUCAGACCUGGUGGAGAAGUGAGACUUUCAACAAAAAGUGCCAACCAUCCUGCCCUUGACUUUGUUCUCAUACACUUCAUGAAUUAAAGGAUUUGUUUAUUUUUCAA
Messenger RNA from Trichosurus vulpecula (common brushtail), 1690 nucleotides. RefSeq names its product emerin (gene EMD). Gene Ontology annotation, cellular component: nuclear envelope. The record is from RefSeq and is a predicted model, not a curated record. Bases 192 to 1016 code for a protein of 274 amino acids. The transcript is spliced from 7 exons. Lineage: Eukaryota; Metazoa; Chordata; Mammalia; Diprotodontia; Phalangeridae.